Molecule: messenger RNA, 4623 nt
Organism: Clunio marinus
Lineage: Eukaryota; Metazoa; Arthropoda; Insecta; Diptera; Chironomidae
Source: the annotation of a GenBank genome assembly
UUGCUUACAUCGGCAUUCUCCAAUUUCCAUUGACAGAUCAUAGAUUUUUUAUUUUCGCUGUUUGGCACGUUUUUCUGUUGAAUGUCUUCGUUUUGUUGUCGUCGAAGCAACCAUAAGAAACUCGACACGAAAAACAUUUGAAAUGCCGUGCGAGUGAAACAAUUUAAUAUUCGCUAUCAUCAAAACCACAACCAGAUUAGUUCGUGGUCAAGAAAAAAUAUCACAAAAUUGUUAAAAAAGCUCACUGAAAACCUUUUUUUUUAACAAAAUCAGCAUUUGUUGUUUUUGGCAACGCUAUAAAACUUGAGUCACUUCACUAGAAACACGUCGACAAGUGAUGAAUUCUGCUGACUCAAUUGCUGCGUGGCCUUAAAUUGCAAUUUGCAAGCAUUCAAUAAGGAACUUUGUCUUCAACUUUAUCAUUUUAUUGUCAAUUGACUUAGAAAAGAGACCUCAGGGAAUUUUUAAAUUGCUCAUACUUUGUGAUAAAAAGUAUUACAAAGGCAUCUCACGCUGAGUUUUUUGUUUAUUCGGAAACAUAUUGUGGAUAAUUCGAGACCUUUACAGAUAACACAUAACAAAACGAAUCGAUAGUGAAGGGGAAAUAAACAAAGCAUGGUCAUAACUUUAUGACUUAAUUCCAUCUUUGUUUAGCUUUUGUUAUCAGCACGAUUUGCCGGCGCUCAUUUAUGUUCGAUUUUCACAUGUCAAAUGCUUGGAAAUGGAAACUACUCGUGACUAUUGAAUUAAUGAUUAAAUGUAAAUUUUGCACAUGCUUAAAUAGCGGUGAAAGAGCUACAUUGAAGCAAAACGAAGCGAGGUAGUGUCAAUGGAAACCAUAAUCGCAAGCAUUAAAAAAUACGGCACAACAUUCUUUACUUCACAAAACCUGAUUGUCACUGUAGUAAUAAUUAUCGUUUUUACCACGUUAAUUGCAUUUAAAUGAACGCUGUCUUGUUACGUGACACAUUAAUCAGCGUUACGUUUGAUGGGCUGCAACAUAGUCGGUCACCGAUCGGAUAUUGAAUAUGAAUGUAUAUCGUGUCUCAUAAAAUAUUUAACAACCGUUUAUUACAAUCCAAUGACUCUUGAAAACACGUCCAAACAUUUUUUUUUAAUUUUAAUUUGUUUACUUCGCUUUUGAUAAGGAAGAAAUGGAAAUUUUGAAGUGGCACUUCAUGGACACUUCUUUAUAAAUAUUUAAGAUGAAUGAUAGCUGCUUACUUGCGAUCACGAAAAUUUUUUAAAGAUUCAAUUGCCAAGAAGCGCGUUCAAUGUCAAACUUGAACUUGAAAUACUUUUAUGAGCACUCGAAUAGUUUUGUAAACAAAAACUAAACGAUAUGUAAAUGUUGUUCAAUCUACAAAUUGCAGCUGAUGAUUUUUGAGAAGAGAAGAAUUAAUAAUAAAACUCGAAAUUUGACUGAAUACGAUCUAUUGUAUUGUCCCGGAACUGUUCGAUUAAAGUUUAAGAACUGUUCGAUGACUUAUGUAGAAGCAUUACAGGUAAAAGGAGAUGACGUGUUGACGUGUAUUAAUUUAUCACAGCACUUUGACUUUGUUGAUUGAAUUGGACAAUGCCCAUCCACUGUUUCUAUUUUUCAACUUUUAAUAUUUGCUUUUGCGAUUAAAAUGAGGCAAGCAACAAAAUUCACUCAAUUUUUGUUUUCAAAUGUGUGGUGAAUAUUUAUGAUAGCUACGAAAAAAAAAUUGUUGUUUUGAUGACCGAAAUAAAACGUUUUAAAAUACAUAAAGUUUGAAAUAUAAUGCAAGAUUAUAAGACGAGAUACUUUUCGAUGUCAAUUAAUUAACAGGUUGAAGACAUUGAAGCAUAUUCAUGCGGGUUGAACACAAACUAUUUCCUACUUUUUUUAUUUCAUUUAAGACAAGACAAGCUGAGCUCUAGGCUAAGCUGAGCAAAGCAAUGAACAAAAGCUUCAUGAGUGUGAACGUUGAGUGAUUUAAGAAAAUGUUAAUCCUCUCAUUCGAGUCAUUCAACUCGUUAGAUAUUUAGUUUGGUUUGGCGCUUUCAUAGCAAAAUAUUUAGUCAAUGAAAACAACGAUAUCGGCAAAGUAAAGUUGAAAUUUAUUUGCUAAAAAAAAGUAUCGAGAAACGAUGUCUCAUGCGAUCUUUUCAAAUGAAGAAAACAAAAAAUUUCAAACAACUUUACGUUGUGACAAGCAUGAAUAAUUUUCGUUUUAAUGCUUCAUAAUUCCUAAGAACUAAUAAACAUCGCACAUCAAUUGAGAGGUUUUUGGUUUACGCAAUCAACUUGUUGUUAUUCUCUGAGCCGUUGAUUUAAUAUUCCAAGAGUUUAAAGAGAUAAACUUAGUAAUUACUUUUUGUUUUUUGAAGCUUUGCGACCAACGUGACUUAAAUCAAAAUCGCCUUCUCGGCGUUAUAAAAAAAUUCCUUUCGUAAUUUGUUUUCGUCUUUUGCGCAAAUGUCCACACAUUUCUCUAAUAAAUUUUUAUUGUUUUCAUUUUGAAAUCAAGAGAACAAACAACCAAAAAAAAGUGACGAAUUCAGAAAGAAAAAAAGUUUUUCGAAGCUGAUGCUCAAAUCUCACGUUUCAACUUCAAUUGAAUUUAAUAGCUUCAUUCAGCAGAAAAAUAAAAUAAAGAAAAAAAUAUUAAAAUCGAAACGAAAUUCAAAACUUGUGUAGUUUUGGAAAAUAAAUUUUUAUGUCAUCAUCAAUUGAAAAGGAAUUUAUUUUGUGUCAAUCAGUUAACUUGCUUUUGCAUUUUAUCGCUGUCAUCGUCAUUGCUUUUCCUUUUUUUUUUGAUUAUUUUCCAUAAAAUAAGCUUUCUGUGCUUUAAAUUACAAUAAAAACAGUAAAACUUUCAAAUAAACGAGAAGAAAAACGAAUUAAAAUUUAAAAUUCAAUUCGCAGAUUAAACUUGAAGGUAUCCUCGGAGAGAAACAACUGAAACAUGGAGCAACGAAGCUUGAUUUUAAGUAUAAUUGCUAUCUCGUUCACGAUUCUGAUGUUUUCGACAGUCACAGAAGCCUGCUCGUGCUACCCAUCUCAUCCACAGACAAGUUAUUGCAACUCUGAAUAUGUCAUUGUUGCGAGAAUCUUGCGAAAGUCUAACCGACGUAUCAACGGUCAUCAUAUUUAUAAAAUUGAUAUUGUAAAGACGUAUAAAACAACAGAGAAAGCUCAACAAUAUUUGAAGCAAUCACGAUUGAUAACAGCACCCAAUGAUGGAUUGUGUGGAAUAAAUUUCAAGAUUGGACAACUUUACGCAAUUGCUGGAAAUUCUCAGAAAGUUGGUCUGUGUCAAUAUAUCAAAGAGUAUUCGAAGAUGUCACAAGUUGAGAAACGAGGCAUCGCCGGUGCUUAUAAGAAAGGCUGUGGAUGUGAAAUAAAUCUUUGCAUGAACAACAGAGGCUGCGAUUCACCACACACAGCUUGCGAGUGGUCGCUUUAUAAUAAUUGCGAGACAGAUUUUGGAAUUUGCGUGCCUGUCAGAAGCUCAAGAAAGUCAAUAACACAAACGAAAUGCCAAUGGCGACGAAGCCCGUUAUAUCAACAAUGCAUAAACGAUCCUUAAGACGCUUUCAUCCCCAACGGCUUAUUUUGUAAAUGAUGUCUAUAGAAUUUAAUACCCUUGCUAAUUUCUCCUUCAAUUUCAAGCAGUGUUUCAUUAAAUCCCUAGGAUAAGCUUAAAUUAUUUUCUUUUUCAUCCUUUUCCUCGUCAAGGCUUAGACUUUAGUAUAUUUUUAAACGCGAAAUGAGAAAUUGAAAAGAUUACCGGGUAGAUGUAAUUUUGAGAUAUAUAUGAAUAAGAUGAAGAUGAUUAUUUUCGAGAAUAUUUAUUGCCUGCAAACAAGUAAUACUUAGAAUUGCGCAAUGAAAGGUUGAAAUAAAAAGAACAGGAGAUGCUUAUACGAAUAUCUAAUAAAUAUUAUCUGAAUACUGUUUAAAGAAGAUUUGAAAAGAAAUGAUAAAGUUGUUGAAAUUUUUGAGAAGCAUAAAUUGAUAUAGGCAACUUAUGAAUAUUUAAACACGGGAUUAUGAUUUAUUUCGAUUUAUAUCAACAAUGUUGACAUUACGCAAGUUCUACGUAAAUUCACGUUGCAAUUCAACAUAAUCUUGUGUUUACGUUGCGUUGACCCUAUGCUGAUCACGUUGCAACGUAAGUCAAAUUAAAAGCUCAUAAAGAAAAGCUUCAAUUUUCAAUUUUAUUCAACUUCAUAAAAAUUAAUUUUUUAUUAUUGUUAGAAACCUUACAUAGCCACGUGACUUCAUAUUCACAAAAAGCAAGUCUAAUCAACUGAAUUAAAAUAUUAUUUUUUUAUAUAACUGAUGAAUUAUUAAAAAUAUGAGAAAAAUUCUUUUAUUGGAUAAAAAAUUGUUCUCAAUAAAUUAUUAAUUGCGUUUUUUUGUAUUUUAUAGUACAAAUGAAUAGAAGCUAAGAAGAUUAAAUGAUUGACUUAAAAGUCAAUUAAAUAUUUCGAAAAUACUUAUCAACAAACAGUUUUGUUCAACUCUUUCAAUAAGAGAAAUAAAUAGUAAAAAAAAAUAUGAGAUGAAUUUCAUGAGCUUUGUAAUAUUGCACAAUAUAAAUGAAAUCAAAAUAAAAUAAAACAAUAAAUAUUUAAGUAAACUGAGCACAC